Molecule: messenger RNA, 2198 nt
Organism: Morone saxatilis (striped sea-bass)
Lineage: Eukaryota; Metazoa; Chordata; Actinopteri; Moronidae
Product: mixed lineage kinase domain-like protein
Biological process (GO): protein phosphorylation; cell surface receptor signaling pathway
Molecular function (GO): ATP binding; protein kinase activity
Source: RefSeq, a predicted model, not a curated record
AGGAGCUGAAGGCUGAAGUUUCAUUUUCUCCCAGCACUCACACACAAACAUAAACCUGCGUUGAGAAGCUUCCACUGACGUCCACUUACAGCUGGUCAUGGACUUCAUAGAUCCCAUCGUGUCCAUCGCCUCAGAGAUCUACACCCUGGUGGAGAAUGUGAAGGCCAAUAAGAAGCGCUGUCGGCGUGUUUCUGAGCGAGUCAAAGCCCUGGAAGAGCUGGUGAGGUCCAUCAAACAGAGAGACAAGGAACAAAUCUCUGCCGACAUAAAGAAACCUCUCGAGGAACUCUGCAUCACUCUGAAAUCAGCACAGAAGCUCAUCGAGAAAUACACUAAGGCCAGCUGGGUAAAGCGUGUCCUGAACUCGGGCAGCCACGGAGACGAGUUCAACAGCGUGAACGAACGUCUCAAUGAUGCCUUCCAGGUCCUGUCUGGAGCUCUGCAGGUGGAGCAGGGGAACAUGUUGUACAAGGUGUUUGAGUUUACCUCCAGACAGAAACAAGACGAGGUGGACGGGAGGCAGGACGACAAAGAGCUGCAGGAAUUGCUCCUGGAACACAUGGUGAAGCAGCAGGAAGAAUUCGAACAACUCAGAAUGAGUGUGGAAAAGGUUGUGGAGCUCUUGAGGUGAAGUCUGUUUUCGAUAAGGAAGUUGAAACCAUGAAGCGGUUUGAGUCGCCCAACAUCCUGCGAAUGUUUGGCAUCUGUGUCCAGGAAGAGAAAAGUUCCAGCCCUCAGUUCCUCAUCAUCAUGGAGUACUGUGAGAGGGGAAGUCUGCGUCAGGUUCUGGACUCUGACAGCAAACUGUCCUGGACCAGGAAAGCUCGUAUGUGUCUGGACGCAGCGAAAGGACUCUACCGGCUGCACCAGACAGAAGAGAAAUGUAAGGUUCACGGAUGCAUCAACAGCAGCAAGUUCCUGGUGGAUGAAGGCUACACAGUCAAGCUGGGAGGUUUUGAGCUGGCAAAAACCGAGACGUCGCUGAAGAAGUCGCUGAAGAAGUCGUCGAAGGAUAAAGAGAUCGGGUCCCUGUGCUACUCCACUCCUCAAAAGCUCAGCAACAUCAACUACAAGUACAGCAAAGAGUGUGAGAUCUACAGCUUUGGGAUCGUCAUGUGGGAAAUUGCAACCCGUAAGAAACCUUUUGACGGUUUGUCGAGUCAGGAUAUCUAUCAGAAAGUGUUCCAAGAGAAAUAUAUGGAGCCCAUCCCCGACUGUCCUGAACCUCUGGAAGAUCUGAUCAACACCUGCCGGGCCUACGAUACUUUCCAGAGACCAUCUGCUGGAGUGCUGGUGGAUAAGCUGCGCAGCGUGGUGACAAACUUAGAGGAGUGACCAAACUCUUCAUCCCUCGGGCGUUUCUGUCAUCCUCAGGAGGAGAAAUACUGAAACCAAACUACUCUGAAAACUAAGUUUACUGUAACUCUUGUAUUAACAUCUCAUACUGUUUAAACCAGGAACCUGUUUCCAAAAAAAUCAACCUUCUCAUGGAUCUGCUUGGUGUGUUGUUUUUUUUCAAAUAAUUGUAUGUUAAAGGUUCCAUAUGUUAGAUUUAAAGCAUUUUACAUUUUAUUUUUAUGUAUUAAUCACUUUUUAUUAAAUAAGGAAUGGUGUUGUAGUGUAGCUUUGUUCCUCUGCUGCCUGUGGACUGAUUUCUAUGUGUUUCUGUGUAGGGAUGAGGGUCAAAGGUUGUGACCUUUAUGCUUCUGGGUGCCUUCUCUCUCCCACUUCCUACAGUGCCAACAGUGGGCAACGCUAUUGAAGCUCAAGCGUCUACUGAGGACCUGGGUUGCUUUAAAUCUGUUACUUAAGGAUAAAAUAAAUGCAAAUAGAUGAUAAUCCUCUUUAUAGCUCAUAUCAAGCACAUGUUUCACUACCCUGUAUAUGUCUGCGUUCACACUGCGGGCAGAAGUGGCCCAAAUCCCAAAUCUGAUCCGUUUAGAAAUCUUUAAACACCAGACAAACUGAGACGAAGCAGAUGUGAUUAAUCAGGACUGAGCGCCGUGUGAACGCAGCCUUUUAUGGAGCAUAGAACUGUCACACAUGUACAAACCUUUUACUAACACGUCUCUUAUAUACUGUCAAUGACGAAAAUGCAAAAACUGAAAAUACCUCCACCUAGUGGUUAACACUCAGUGUUACAACUAAUUCUCCUUUUGUUUCCUCAUUUUUAAAAACUAUUAAAAACUACAAAUCUU